CCCACUCGCGCGCACUCUUAUGUAGCCAAGGCGUUUAGACAUUUAACACUCAUAUCUUCAUUAGCGAUCUUCAACAUCACCAUCCUCAUCAGCCCUGGAAGACGUCGAGUCGUUUUGGACCCUAAAGUCAUGGAUGUAUGGUUCUGUUCAGCGGUUCCAGUGUUUACCUGGAGGCUUCUCUUUCUUUCAAGCAUCUUCCAGGGUUAUUGGAGCUCCAUGCUCGAUUGUCCACUAACAUGCAGCUGUUCGCCCAUUGAGAUCUAUUGCAAUAAGUCCGACAGUGGAAAUUUCUUCCCUUUACUUGCUCUACAAGAUCCGGCGAGCAAUGGCAGUAACAAUAAUGACAUUGAAGAGCUCUUCAGGAACAUCACGUCCAUACACAUAGAGAACUGGACAGGAUUGCAGAUUCUUAAGGAUGUCGACAUGGAAUUGUACACAGGACUCCAGAGACUGACAAUAAUAAACUGCAGUUUACGGACAAUCCAGGCACGUGCAUUUGCGCAGAACCCUCACCUGCGCUACAUAAACUUGUCCAAGAACCCUCUGACAACACUCUCUUGGCAGCUUUUUCAGCACCUUCAGCUGGUCGAACUGUAA
This is a messenger RNA of Sinocyclocheilus grahami, 597 nucleotides long. RefSeq names its product NT-3 growth factor receptor-like. The record is from RefSeq and is a predicted model, not a curated record. The transcript has 4 exons. Gene Ontology annotation, molecular function: protein binding. Bases 130 to 597 code for a protein of 155 amino acids. NCBI's taxonomy places the organism in Eukaryota, Metazoa, Chordata, Actinopteri, Cypriniformes, Cyprinidae.